Molecule: messenger RNA, 609 nt
Organism: Adineta ricciae
Lineage: Eukaryota; Metazoa; Rotifera; Eurotatoria; Adinetida; Adinetidae
Source: the annotation of a GenBank genome assembly
AUGACUUCAGCAAAACAAUUAUUUGACCGUGAAUAUACUAAUCUUGAACUAUAUCAAUUGAUAUGGCUCGAGUCAAAUUCGAACGAUCAAAGCAAUCGUAUUGAGAAAAGAAUAUCUACAGAGAACUUAAGAAGCAUUAUUGAUUAUACAAAAUUCUUUCACGAUGUCGACGAAUGUUUCGAUUAUAUCAACAAGACACAAGAUUCUAUGACACUAUUAGUUAGCACAGAUGAGACCGUUAUCGAUGUUCUUACGAAUGAUCAACAUCCUAAAAACUUGUUGGGUGUUUAUGUGCUCUGCAAUAGCGAGAAAUCUAUUCCAAAGAUAGUGCGUACUUAUACAGAUGUCGAUGCUUUAUUGAGNAGACAAUAUCAUACAGCAACUGUAAUGUUAGAUGGAAAUGUCUUAGUUGCAGGUGGGUACAAUACAACUGCUACGAACAGAGUCGAGUUUUAUAAUCCAGAGACAAGAAAAUGGACAACAAGUUAUGAAAGAAUGAAGCAUGACCGUCAUAGUCACACAGCAUCGUUGUUACCAAAUGGAAAAUUGUUGGUUGCCGGUGGAAUAUCCAAUAGUUACUACUGGAGUAGUGCAGAAUUAUAUGAGUAA